GGAACGCGAAUAACGACGAAACAUUGGACGAAUCGGAGCUUCUUCCUCUGAGUCUCUGACUCUGUGAGUUGGCGCUAUUAGUAUCAGCAAAGCCUCGCGACGAUCGGAUCGGAUAUACAUACGAAGUAUACGUAUAGAUUAAUAUAUAUAUAUAUGAUAUAUAUGUAUAUGUGAUAUGGAGCCUCCUCCGUUCCAGGAAGCUGCGCGCUGCGAUGUCUGCAAAUGCAGCUUCAACACUUUCAGGCGACGGCACCAUUGCCGAUGUUGUGGUAGGACAUUUUGCCAUGAACAUUCUUCAAAUCAAAUGGCUUUACCACAAUUUGGCAUUCUCUCUUCCGUCAGAGUUUGCAGUGAUUGUUUCAAUGAUUCCUCUCGACCUGUGAAAGAUAAUGUACAGGCUUCUUCAAACGGAGUUGAAUCUGUGUCAGAUGGAGUUUCUAGUUUAAACAUCGGUGGUGAUGUUGAUAUGGACUCAAAUGCUGAACCACCCGUAGAGCAUCAGCCUGUGGUAGGUGUUAAGGAAUGUAAAUGUGGAAUGCCUCUAUGUAUUUGUGAAGCUCCAGCUCCAUCUGUGGAUGUAGUUCCCUCACAGAAGAAACCUUCUUCGUCCUUUGUUCCUCAGUCAAAUCCAAAACCAAAGAAAACAGAAGCUGUUUUGAAGAAUAAAGGUUCUACUUCAAACAGCAAGCCUAGUUCUGUUUUCAAUCGCGGUCAAGUGAAUAAUGAUACCGCAGAUAAAUAUCUAAAGGAUUAUGAAGUGAAUGGGGAGGGUUUGAGAGAAGCCAUAAAGAAUGGUGACCAUGCUGCAGUCAAGAAGCUUCUUAGUGAGGGUGUUGAUGCAAAUUACCACGACAAGCAAGGGUUGUCUUUGUUACAUUUGGCAGCAGUCUUUAAUCAAACUGAUAUAGUUUUCACUCUCAUGGAAAGUGGAGCAAGCCUGGACUACAAGAACGCUCAGGGGGAAACUGCCUUCGAUUGUGCUCCUGCUACUUUGCAAUAUAAGAUGCGACAGAAGAGGGAAGAGUAUGAGACUGCAAAGCACUAGAACCAUCUGAGAGUGUUCUACAUAUGUCCUCGACGUCUUUAAGCUACUUGUACAUUUAUCUGUUUCCCUUAAUGAAAAAUGUUCGGCAAACCAGUAGCGAACCACCUUUUUUCCAGCUUUUAUGACACACAGUAUAAAGACAGUCUACAGUUGGAAUGCUAGUAAUAGCAAGUCCCUUAAGAAGGCAAUGGGAAUUUUCCACUGCUUUUGAAAUUGGCCUAGCUUUGCAAAGCAUAGAUAAGAUCGAACAAAAGAAGGCCGGGCAGAUAUUAAACACUACCUUGUGCGCAUUAAAGUUAUAUUAUUUUUUUUUGUGGUGGUGUAGUUUGUAUACAGUAGUAGUGUUGGCACUGUGAUUAAAUGUCGUAUUAGAUCAUAAUCUUUAAUCGUCAGCAACUUUUUUUGGGCAAAUGUAAAUGCUGAAAAUGUUGAAGGCAAUAUGGUCAGAGGUGGGGUGCAAUUGAAUGAUGCUCGAGGGCAUGGAUAAGGUCAUUGAAUGAUCAUCUGAUCUUUUUCUUUCUUUCUCUUCUACUUUAUGAGAUGUUCUUUUGAGGGAUGACGGGGUAACAUUUUUCUUUAAAUGAUAUUUAUGCAUGUGUAGUUAUAUGAUUAUGUGAGACGGUCAUUUAUUA
Ziziphus jujuba (common jujube) is the source of this 1677-nucleotide messenger RNA. Its product is annotated as vacuolar protein sorting-associated protein 27. NCBI's taxonomy places the organism in Eukaryota, Viridiplantae, Streptophyta, Magnoliopsida, Rosales, Rhamnaceae. Gene Ontology annotation, molecular function: phosphatidylinositol-3-phosphate binding; metal ion binding; ubiquitin binding. Gene Ontology annotation, biological process: protein targeting to vacuole; protein transport to vacuole involved in ubiquitin-dependent protein catabolic process via the multivesicular body sorting pathway. Gene Ontology annotation, cellular component: ESCRT-0 complex. The transcript has 10 exons. The record is from RefSeq and is a predicted model, not a curated record. Bases 176 to 1045 code for a protein of 289 amino acids.